This is a messenger RNA of Suncus etruscus (white-toothed pygmy shrew), 4677 nucleotides long. RefSeq names its product dihydropyrimidinase like 2 (gene DPYSL2). The record is from RefSeq and is a predicted model, not a curated record. The transcript is spliced from 14 exons. The coding region runs from base 149 to 2173 and encodes 674 amino acids. Gene Ontology annotation, cellular component: cytosol; cytoplasm. NCBI's taxonomy places the organism in Eukaryota, Metazoa, Chordata, Mammalia, Eulipotyphla, Soricidae. Gene Ontology annotation, molecular function: hydrolase activity, acting on carbon-nitrogen (but not peptide) bonds, in cyclic amides.
CGCCCCGCGCCUGCCUUUCUGUACCCUUUGCGCCAGGCAGAGCGGGCGGCCGCGGCUGCAGAAACCCCGGGGGUGGGCGCACGCAGGCCGGGAGACGCACGGACAGACGGACGGACGGACGGAGAGGACCCGCUCCAGCCCCCGCGCCAUGGCCGAGAGGAAAGCCUCCGGGAAGGCGGCCGAGGACGAAGAGGUCCCUGCCUUCUUUAAAAACCUAGGCUCGGGCAGCCCCAAGCCCCGGCAGAAAUUCUGUGGCAUGUUUUGUCCGGUGGAAGGGUCCUCGGAGAACAAGACCAUCGACUUCGACUCGCUGUCGGUGGGCCGGGGCUCGGGGCAGGUGGUGGCUCAGCAGCGGGACGUCGCCCACUUGGGCCCCGACCCGCAGCCGCCCUACUCGCGGCAGGGCCGGCGGGAGCCAUCUGUUGAAUCGGGCCGCAAGGUGGAGAUCCGGAGGGCCUCGGGCAAGGAAGCCCUGCAGAACAUCUACGACCAGAGUGAUCGGCUUCUGAUCAAAGGAGGCAAAAUUGUUAAUGAUGACCAGUCAUUCUAUGCAGACAUAUACAUGGAAGAUGGGUUGAUCAAGCAAAUAGGAGAAAACCUGAUUGUGCCAGGAGGAGUGAAGACCAUAGAAGCACAUUCCAGGAUGGUGAUCCCUGGGGGGAUUGAUGUCCACACCCGCUUCCAGAUGCCAGACCAGGGGAUGACCUCUGCUGAUGACUUCUUUCAAGGCACCAAGGCAGCCCUGGCCGGCGGAACCACUAUGAUCAUUGACCACGUCAUUCCUGAGCCUGGGACAAGCCUGCUGGCUGCCUUUGACCAGUGGAGGGAAUGGGCUGACAGCAAGUCCUGCUGUGACUACUCUCUGCAUGUGGAUAUCACCGAGUGGCAUAAAGGCAUCCAGGAGGAGAUGGAGGCUCUGGUGAAGGACCACGGGGUGAAUUCCUUCCUUGUGUACAUGGCUUUCAAAGAUCGCUUCCAGCUAACAGAUUCCCAGAUCUAUGAAGUGCUGAGUGUGAUCCGGGAUAUUGGUGCCAUCGCCCAAGUCCAUGCAGAAAACGGCGACAUCAUUGCAGAGGAGCAGCAGAGGAUCUUAGAUCUGGGCAUUACCGGCCCUGAGGGACAUGUUUUGAGCCGGCCCGAGGAGGUGGAGGCUGAAGCAGUGAAUCGCUCGAUCACCAUCGCCAACCAGACCAACUGUCCCCUGUACGUCACCAGGGUGAUGAGCAAGAGUGCGGCCGAGGUCAUCGCCCAGGCCCGGAAAAAGGGAACUGUGGUGUAUGGUGAGCCCAUCACUGCCAGCUUAGGAACUGAUGGCUCUCACUACUGGAGCAAGAACUGGGCCAAGGCUGCAGCUUUCGUCACCUCUCCACCCCUGAGUCCUGACCCAACCACUCCGGACUUUCUGAAUUCCUUGCUGUCUUGUGGAGAUCUCCAAGUGACUGGCAGUGCCCAUUGUACUUUUAACACUGCCCAGAAGGCUGUAGGAAAGGACAACUUCACUCUCAUUCCUGAAGGUACCAAUGGCACUGAGGAACGGAUGUCUGUCAUCUGGGAUAAGGCUGUGGUCACUGGGAAGAUGGAUGAGAACCAGUUUGUGGCAGUGACCAGCACCAAUGCAGCCAAAGUCUUCAACCUUUACCCAAGGAAGGGCCGCAUUGCUGUGGGAUCUGAUGCUGACCUGGUCAUCUGGGACCCUGACAGCGUUAAAACCAUCUCUGCUAAGACCCACAACAGCGCUCUCGAGUACAAUAUCUUCGAAGGCAUGGAGUGCCGUGGGUCACCACUUGUCGUCAUCAGUCAGGGGAAGAUUGUCCUGGAAGAUGGCACUCUGCAUGUCACUGAGGGCUCUGGGCGCUAUAUCCCCCGGAAGCCCUUCCCUGAUUUUGUUUACAAGCGGAUCAAGGCAAGGAGCAGGCUGGCAGAGCUCAGAGGAGUUCCUCGUGGUCUGUAUGACGGACCUGUGUGUGAGGUGUCUGUGACACCCAAGACGGUCACUCCUGCCUCCUCGGCCAAGACGUCUCCUGCAAAGCAGCAGGCCCCUCCUGUCCGGAACCUACACCAGUCUGGAUUCAGCUUGUCUGGCGCUCAGAUUGAUGACAACAUUCCCCGCCGCACCACCCAGCGUAUCGUGGCUCCCCCUGGUGGACGUGCCAACAUCACCAGCCUGGGCUAGAGUUCUUCGCUGCCCACUGGGAGUGUGGGACAGGACGUCUGUCUGAGGACAUUCUAAGACUUCCUUCCUUCCUUCCAACCUUCCUUCCUUCCUUCCUUUUUUUUUAAGAGCCUGUGAUAGUUACUGUGGGGCAGCCAGUUUAUGGGGCUCCCUCUGGGACCCCUCCUUCCAUCCUUUACACAGAGUCACUGAUUUUGCUCACCCACUUCCCUCCAUUCUACAGAUAUUCACACACAAGUCUGUCCACCAACCCCAAUCACCAGAACCACAUUCAACAUUCAGACAUAUAAACAAAGCAAAUUACGAGGAGGGUCUUUUUCCUCUUUCUCACCUUUGUUGUCCUUAAUCAUCUUCCUUUUCAGAGGGGGUGGGGAAGAUAAAGUGAAUUGCCCAGAGCUGCCUUUUUCUUUUUAAAAUUUUUUAGAAAAAGUUUUGUUCAUGGGGGUGGGAGGGCUAGGUAGGGUAGGAAGGGGGAGGUUUUUUUUUUUAAGUACUAAAUUGGAAAGCUUAAUUCAAUACUAAUUCUAUACAAGGGUUUGAACUGGACAUCCUAAUGAUGCAAUCAUGUAACUAACCAUCAAGCUGAUUCAGGAUUGUUGGCAAAUGUCCCAUCAUCCUGAGAGGCUCCAAAAUGUCCACAUGCCAUCUGUAGUCUUUCUUGUGGGUCACCUGUACGUAAAGGGCAGAUUUUCAUGUUAGCCUAGAUUUUGCUGCAGAUUAAGUCUAUGGAGGACUCAGUUGUUUCUCCUGUUUGCCUCUUUUCCACUUUUCUCUCUCUCUAAAUUAAAGACUCCACAUCUUUCUCUUUUCACUGUGUUUCCUCUAGCCCUUGGCUCUGAGAUGCUGAUUUUUCUCUCUUUUCUACAUUUUCAUUCCAAAUGAUCAGGUCUAUUAAUUUACUGUGGUCAUAAGAACCUAUCGAGAAGGAUUUGAGCUUGGUUGGCAACCAUAGUAAGACUCUGUCCCUCUCCACAAAAGAUUGGUGCUGCCACCAUUUGGAAGAAAUGCAUUUGAAAUAGAUGCCAUGCCCUGUGCAGGGAAAAGGGUCCAAGUUAUCUAAUCACACUAUCCUGUGUGGGACCAAGAGUGGAACCAUACCAAGAAGUUCAAGUCUGAGGCUACAGGAUAUCAGUUUUUCCUCUGUGCACUCUGUGCAAUGUUAGUGACUAAAUAGCCAUCGAAUCUGUAAUUUGAGUUCCUUAACCAAGUGAACUAACUAGUCUCAAGUAACCCAACCAGAAGUGUUGAAUAAGUGGGAGUCUGACCCAUAAUUAAUUGUUUUGUGCAGUGUCUUUGGAAUUAUAAGGCAUAUGGUGACUUCUUUUUGGGGAAAGAGGUGGAGACAAUCUCAGUUUUUUCCUCCACAUAUUAAAAAAUAAAAUAAAACACUAAUAAAGUAUAGGUAGCCCUUCUGAACUCAGAAAACCUUCGGGAAAUUUGACCUAAAAUUUAUUUCACUUGGCCAGAGCUAGGGAAACUAGUUUUCUUAGUGGUUCGUCAUGUUAGUGCUGUGGUAGGAAGGACUCACUUUGUGUUAACCGUGUGGUCUUGAUUAAGGCCACGGCUGAGCUUGGGGUCUGUUUCCCUUUCCUGUCUCCUCAAUAAUACUUUCCACCAGCUGCCUCUGUGCUCAUCUCCACCUCUGCUGAUCUGUGUCAUGUUUCCUUCCAGCCAAGUUUACAGGUUAUCCUGAGCUCUCUCCUAAUGUUAUGUUGGCAGGCUUUUAUAAAACCAAAUCUGCUUUUGUAAAGCAUAACACAAAAACAUAGGUCAUUCCAUCAUCACACUUGUCUCCGUAUUUUUUGCCUUUGGGGUUAUGGUAGGGUGUAUUUUUUUUGUUGUUGUUUAUUUGUUAUUUUAAAAGUAAAUUGCACUUUUAAAGAAUAAUUGGUUAACUUAAUAUAUUUGCUUUCUUUUCUCAUCUGCACUUAGAGGAAAUUUAAACAAGUCGGAAAAAAUCUUUUUGUUUCAAUUCUAAGAAACACUUGCAGCUCUUUAGUAUUCACUUGAGUCUUCCUGUUUUUCCUGUAUGAACUCAUGGUGAUUUUUGGUUAUUUUCACUGUUUUCUUAAAGCAACUUAAAACCUGAAAAUUUCUGCAGGCUGUGUCAGCAUGUUUACCUGUUGGCUUGCUUUGUGUGUCUGUUAAAUGAAUGUCAUAUGUAAAUGCUAAAAUAAAUGGACAGUGUCUCAGAACUGAGUAACUGCAGUGACUUGAUGCUCUAAAACAGUGUAGGAUUUAAUAAUAGAUGGUUUUUAAUCUUUGGAAUUGUGAUUGUGACCCAUGAGUGGAGGAACUUUCAAUGCUAAAGCUGAUAAUAUGUGUAGCCAGAAGAGUAUCUUUGAAUUUUUGUUUUGUUUCAUUUUUUUUUUUUUGGUAACCACUGUCUUAAUGGCAAAAUAAUUAUGGUAAAAAAAAAAACCAAGUCUCGUGUUUAUUAUUCCCUCAGAACGCUGUGUUAUAUUACCAUGGAACACCUAAUAAAGCAAACUGUGGUUGUUUCA